Tribolium castaneum (red flour beetle) is the source of this 2695-nucleotide messenger RNA. RefSeq names its product tetratricopeptide repeat protein 39C. Gene Ontology annotation, biological process: cilium assembly. Lineage: Eukaryota; Metazoa; Arthropoda; Insecta; Coleoptera; Tenebrionidae. The record is from RefSeq and is a predicted model, not a curated record. Bases 115 to 2121 code for a protein of 668 amino acids. The transcript is spliced from 8 exons.
UCGGCGUAGUAAACCAUGAAUGAACACCCCCGCGUGACAGUGACAUUUCUGUCAAAACACCCCCAAAAUUCCCAGUGAACAUCCCUCCAAAAUGCCACACUAAAUCAGGCAGAGAUGGCUUCAAACGUCCCGGAAAAAAACGAAGAAAACGUGCCUGAUUGGGUCCUGGCAAAGCGGGGAAUCAACUUUCUAAUCAACAACAAUGCUAAAGAAGCCCAAGAGUUGUUUUCUUCGUAUCCGGAGAGUCUACCAAUGUGUGCUGGCUACUCAUUUGCCGCGUUCAUGGAUGCCUUAAUGACCUUCGAAGACGACAAACUCAACCUGGCAACUUCCGUCCUCAAGGAAGUUGAACGAAAGUGCACUUCUGAAACCGGUUGGUUCAAAUCGGUCAAAAAAGCGUUCGGUUCCAGCGACAACAACUCGCUUGCCGAAAAUCUAGAAACGCAGAUAAUUCUAGCCGACUCGCAAGUGUGUCUGGCGAUCUUGACUUUCCUGCAGCAGGACAUUUCCGGGUAUUUCAAGGGCGGCUGGGUGCUGAGGAAGGCCUGGAAGGUGUACCAAGGCACCUACCAGGAGAUCCUCCACUUGUACAAGGAGGCAGGCGGCGAAGUCGGCGCCCCUUUACCAGAAGUUGUGAUGGAGCCGCUCAGUCCAGGCGAGUGCAGCUCCACUGGUUCGGAAGCCAGCAAGUCCGAUCCUCUAAACGGGUAUACCAAAAAAAUCCCUUACUCCCACUCCGCCAUCCUCACACACACCCAAACCGACUCCUCCUCCGGCUGCUCCACCCCCAACUCAAUGAAGAACAACUGUAGCAGAUCUAGCAUAGAUGCGUCUGCACUUUCGUUCCUCAAAAAAUCGCUCUCGGUCAAUAGCGCGCUCUCAAAACACACGGCCAAGGCCGAAUGGUCGCUCUCUUUGGCUUACUUCACUUCAACUUUUCACCUAUUUUCACCAACAGACAAACUGAGAAGUGCUCAAGUUGACAAGGAAACGAUCGAGCGCUUAAUGGGGGCUGUGUCGUUCGGCUAUGGUUUGUUCCAGUUGGGGAUUUCCCUACUGCCGCCGUCCCUGCUCAGACUUACGAAUUUUCUGGGGUUUGGAGGCAACAGACAGAAUGGCAUUGCCUGUCUGAUGUAUGCAAGGGAAGGGAUUGACAUGAGGGCACCGCUAGCAACUUUGUCGUUACUUUGGUACCAUACUAUAGUUAGGCCGUUUUAUGCUCUUGAUGGCAGUAAUGUUCAAGCUGGGGUUAAUGCCGCCACUCAGUUGCUACAAGAAUCGGAAGGAGAGUAUGGACAAAGUGCCCUUUUUUUGUUUUUCAAAGGGCGGGUCAAUCGGUUAAAUAGCGACAUUCCCAACGCUUUGAAAUCCUUCCAAUCGUCAGUCGAGAACGCAACUCAGCGCGAAAUCAAAAUUUUGGCCCUUCAUGAAGUAGGUUGGUGCCAUUUGAUCCAACUGGAUUACUGUAACGCCGAAAACACUUUCUCGUAUUUGAAGUCUUGGAGUCGUUGGAGUCGCGCAUUUUACAGUUACUUGGCUGGGAUUUGUUGCGGUUCGUGUCGCAAUUCGAGCAGUUUGACCAACAUUAAGGAAAUCAAAACGGGAGUCACCCUUGGUACUAAGGGCAACCAACUGGAUGAGUUUCUCUCCCGACGUGCCAAAUGUUGUCCGUCCGAUGACGACGAACUGUCCACUUUGCCAGCCAUUUUUUGGAAAUUGCUAGUUUACGAAAUGCUUUAUUUAUGGAACGCUUUACCGAGCUGUUUACCGCAAAAUAUCGAACAGAUUAAACGAGACUGUGAGCAAGUGGGGGAUGGGAUGGAGCCGAUGUUGGGCUUGUCUAAGCUGAUUCUGGGCUGUUGUAACUGCAUUCAAAGGCAGUUUUCUGCAGGAAUUGCCAAUUUUCGGCAGUGUCUGGACUUGAGGAAAGGGUGUCCCAACAAUGCAGUCGAUGCCCAUGUUUCCGCUUUCUCGCAAUACGAAUUGGGGGCGUUGUUAAUUAAAACUAACGAAACGAAAGCUGAGGGUAAAUUGUUGCUUCAAAACAUAGCUCAGUACAAAGACUACGAUUUUGAGCAGCGGCUCAAUGUGAGAGUCCACUCAAUGCUGAAACAUCUGUAGACCAAGAACUAGUGACAAUAUUACGAAUUAAUGUAAUAUAACAAUAAUACCGAUUGCAAUAUUAAAGUAAUUUUAUACCUACAAUGUAGUGCACUUAAAUGACUUCAGUUGCUUUGAUUGAGUAUACGAGGGAAAUAGUUAAGUUCACCGCUUCAUUUAAUACAAAUCAAAUUUUUAUAACAUAAGGGGUGAGUAAAACGUAUACAGGGUGUGUUUAAAGCAAGGCAUAAAAUUCGUAAUCAAACAAAUGAAAAAACAGGUAACUUUGCACUUUAAUUGGGCUCAAAUUUGACGUGACUGGACGCAAUUUUUUAAUGGAACGAUAUCAUUUUUCUUGGUGCUACUUAUUUUGAAUAUAUAUAUUUUAUUUAUUUUUGAAAAAUAACAAUCACAAAUAAACUCGUUCUGUAUUUUUAUUCACCCCUUAUUUGCGCUAUUUGAAAUUUAUUGUUGCAUAUUUAUAUCCGUCCAAAAUUUGCACUUUUUUGAUUAUUAUAAUAACCAUUACCAUGAAUCCGUUAAAGCUAUAUUACUAUGUUAUGAUUAAACGAUAAGAAUAAAUGUUAUUAACCGA